AUGCAACCAAUUGAAGCGAUAUCUUCAAACCCUUCCCAUAACUUGGCGAACCUCCUUUCAAAAUGCAUUCGAACUAAUGAUCUCAAGCUGGGGAGACUCAUCCAUUCACGGCUGAUAAAGACAGCAUUAAACUUUAACACAUUCCUCGCCAAUCGGUUGAUUGACAUGUAUGCUAAAUGUAGCUCUGUAGAAUAUGCGCAACAGGCAUUUAAUGAAGUAUCAAACAAGAAUGCACAAUCUUGGAACACAAUACUCUCAGCUUAUUGUAAAAAGGGUCUUUUUGGGGAAACCUUCCAGGUGCUCGAUGUAAUGCCUGAACCAAAUGUUGUGAGCUAUAACUCGGUUAUAUCUAGCUUAACUCAUCAUGGGUUUCCAGGAAAAGCUAUGGGCUUUUUCAAAAGAACGCAAAGACAAUGUGGGGAUGAGUUCUUGAUUGACGAAUUUACAGUUGUUGGUGUGGUAAAUGCUUGCGCAUGUUUGGGUGUGUUGAGGUUGUUGCGCGAAUUGCAUGGGUUUGCGACUGUGAUUGGUGUGAGGUUUAAUCUUGUGGUUUGCAAUGCACUGAUUGAUGCUUAUGGGAAAUGUGGCAAACCUGAGUACUCAUAUUCUGUUUUCUGUCAAAUGCACGAGACUGAUGUAUUCUCCUGGACUUCGAUGUUGGUUGCUUAUAUACGUGCAUCUAGAUUGGAAGAUGCGUGUUCACUUUUUGAUAACAUGCCAGUCAGAAAUGUGGUGGCUUGGACUGCUUUGAUCAUGGGGUUUGCUCAGAAUGGAGAAGGAGAGAAGGCUUUGUGUAUUUUUAAGGAAAUGCUGGAAGAAGGUAUUGUGCCCAGUGCAUCCACUUAUGUUAGUGUUCUAGGUGCUUGUGCAGACAUACCUAUUAUAGAAAAAGGGAAGCAGGUUCAUGGACACAUUUUUAGAUAUACGUGUUUAAUUGAUUUGCAUAAUGUGUUUGUAGUUAAUGCUUUGAUUGACAUGUAUUGUAAAUGUGGAGACAUGAUAUCUGCUAUGACAUUGUUUGGGAGGUUAGAUGGGAAGGAUCGAGUUACUUGGAACUCAAUAAUAAUUGGGUUCGCUCAAAAUGGGAAUGGAGAGAUGUCAUUGUUCAUGUUUGACAAAAUGAUUGAAGCAGGUACAAAACCAAAUCAUGUAACUUUUCUUGGGGUUUUAUCUGCCUGUAGCCACUGUGGUUUACUAUCUGAAGGAUUCCACUAUCUUCAUUCAAUGGAGAGGGAAUACGGUAUAGUGCCCCAAUUAGAUCACUAUGGGAUCUUGAUUGAUUUACUUGGACGGAAGAAUAGACUUUGGGAAGCUGCGGAAUUAAUCAAGGGAGCUCCUUGGGGAACAAACAAUAUUGGAAUGUGGGGCGCGCUUCUGGGUGCUUGCAGGGUACAUGGGAACUUAAAACUUGCUAGAAGGGCAGCAGAAGCUCUAUUUGAGCUGGAACCUGAUAAUGCUGCCAGGUAUAUUAUGUUAUCCAACAUCUAUGCAGCAGCAGGAAGGUGGGAUGAUGCCCGCAGUCUGCGAAGGUACAUGGAUAACAGAGGAUUGGUGAAAGAAGCAGCUUAUAGUUGGAUUGAGAUAAAAAACAUCAGACAUAAGUUUGUCAGUAAAGACCAGUCCCACAGUCGGUCAGAAGAAAUAAAAGAAUUGCUAACUAAACUCAUCGAUCCAAUGAAGGAUGUUGGAUACGUAUUUCAAACUGAAAGCUCAAUACUUUCUUGA
Messenger RNA from Solanum verrucosum, 1725 nucleotides. Its product is annotated as pentatricopeptide repeat-containing protein At2g13600-like. The record is from RefSeq and is a predicted model, not a curated record. Gene Ontology annotation, molecular function: protein binding; RNA binding. Bases 1 to 1725 code for a protein of 574 amino acids. Gene Ontology annotation, biological process: RNA modification. Lineage: Eukaryota; Viridiplantae; Streptophyta; Magnoliopsida; Solanales; Solanaceae. The transcript has a single exon.